GACCUUUGAAUAACUAUAUAGUAUAUUAACAGUGCAUUUUUAUGCAUUAAAAUAAAACAAAAUUUCGUUUUCACUUUAUUUCAAUGAACGCCUUGAGACACAGUGGAUACCCUCAAGCAACUGCACAUAGUCAGACCUAUAUUUCACACGCCCUCGUAAUUUUAACCAGCAUUUAACACAACAUAUCAACAAUAAUUCCCACCAAGACAAUUAAUUUCCUCACAAGUCCGCAAAACUAAAUAAAAAAUCCAUCCAUAACAAAAGCUGAGACUUUAGUUGUUGAGUUGAGUGAAGGUGGAGGAGGAGAGGCCGUCUAGGACAACAUUAUCUUAUUAUAUUAGUGAAUUUUGACGCCUGGUGUGGCUCCACACCCACCCUGCACCACCCACACCACACACCCACCACCCACGCCCACACCCACGCCCACACACCCGGGAAAUAAGCUACCAGAGCGGUGAGAAGUGGGAGAAUAGUGUGAGGGGUGAGGAGAGUAUCAGCAGCAUCCCUCACACUCUGCCAAACAUCAUCUGAAUAUUAUUGCUCGUGAACUAUGUUUGGUGCAGCCUCAAGAUAAGUGGAAACCAUGGGGAAGAAGGUGAUAAUGGAUAUGGUCAUGUUAACUAGUGAGGGAUUAUGACCUUGGACCCCUCCAAUGCCACAUCCAUUGAGCACAGUGUCAGACAACAUAAAGCCAGGCGCUGUUCUGUCCUGGUGUGUGGGCUCUCUAAGCUGCUGCUAUGGAGGUUGCCCAUGUGCUGCAGCUGCUGGUGCUUGUGCUUCCCAGAAAUCAGGAUCGAUACAGAAAUCAUGCUAGUGUGAAGUGAUCAUCUUGAACCAUGUGAAAAUGGUAGAACCUCAACAGAAAAGGGUAAAGUUGCCCCCCUCUGGGGAUGACAGUGGGGGGCAGCUGCUACCGAGGAGGGACCUGGAGAUCAUCCACGCUCAGUUGAUCCGUAAGUGUCUGUGUUCCCUGCAGCUGCCCGACAUCCUCCAUACGUUAUCCGUUUGCAACGACUGUUUCUCUGUUCAUCCGGUGGCCCACAUGCUGCGGCUGCGAGAUGAGACACUUCUCUACAUCAGCAUGCUUACUUUGUUCUUUGAAGUCUCCCUACGACAACAGAGUCGAGGCGUGUUGUGUUCUCGCAUAAGUGAGGUAGUAGCAGCAGGGGCAGAUAAUGAAGGUGCAGUGUUAGAUAUACUGUUUGGCUUUGUGGCCUCAGAAGAUAAGUAUGUCAGUUAUUCUGCCUCGCGUGCAUUGUCUUCAUUGCUACUUAUGUUACGUGGCCGAGCAAGUGAACUGGUGCUAGAAAAGCUUGUGGAAAACCUGGCUGUUUCAGUAAACCUUAUAGAAGUUGGUCAUUCAAUUGAAGUGGUUAGAAGGGUUAUAGAGUGGAAGGACCUAGAUGAGCACCCUUUAGAAGGAACUGAAUCAGACUCUGGUCAACCCUUAGAAUGUGCGAAAAUUACUUUGACUCCUGCAGACACUCAAGGAGCAAAUGAAGUUAAAUAUGUUGCCACCAAGAAGCUUGACUGCAAGUGGUUCCUCUUGGUGGCAAGAUUAACACAGUUAGUGAAUGAGUUUACCAUGGAAAGAGAACAUGUUAUUGUAUCAUUUUUAACAUUGUGGGAGUCUCUGAUAUCAGUGAAAGCAAAUUUGUCAGUGACCGAUACAAAAGAAUUUUACUCAGGAUUAGAACGUCUUAUGACUCCGUUAACGCGACACACCCAUACUGUGGUGUGGCGUAAAGUGCUUGAUCUUUAUAAUGAGGUCUUGUGUUAUGGGAGUACGCUGGCCCUCCAGGACGUAUUAGCAGAGGAGCCCUGUAACUUGGCCCACCUCCUGAUCCGUGCUGUCAAGGAUCGUAGAUUCCUGGAGUGUGUGCCUUGUGGAGGGUCAGCGGGAAAUAGAUCUCAGUCAAAUCAGAGCCCCACACUGGAUAGCAGUGCUGGACCCAGCUCGGGAACAGCAAGUGGCAUGGACCAAGGUGACCGAACAAUACUACAUAAGGUGGUGUUGGUUGUAUUGAAAGCUAUAGCAGUUACUGUGAAGGAGACUCGGUGUGAUUCUUCCUCUGAGAAUUCCUCGCGGUCUGGUGGCUCUGGAUCGGAGGAUGUGGAUAUGGCCAUAAUUGAACGUAGCUUAAGAGAAGUUGUUCGCAAAGUAGAUGAUUUUGUGAAAUCUAAAUUGCCAUAUCACCCUGAGGCUCCUAUGGCAGAGUGGAUGGUGCGGCUCUUUGCCGAUCAAGAUGACUGGCUGGUUGAAUCUAUGGUGUGUGGCCUCGAUAUCUUCACUGGUCUAGGCAUACGGAUCAGACAACAACCAGAGCUUCAUGCCUGCGUCAACCCUCACACCACUUUUCUUGAGUUCCUUGAGACCAUCUACCUGGAACAUGAUGUGCUCCUUGACCUCUUAGUGUCUAAUGAGACCUCCUUCCUCCUCUACCUGCUUCGCUACCUCAAAUUUAUUCGCCGCAGCUGGCGCGAAUUUGCGUCUCACUGUGGCCGUCGACUGGAGGAGGUCAUGACUGUCCUCAUACGUCUCCGUUUUGCCAUUGAUCGUCUGGUAUCCAAAAACCUCUUUCCAUACAAUAUAAAUCCUGUUCUCAAACUGCUACAAAAGUGCGAGGAACUGUACGAGGUUGGGGAGCAUUAGUCCCUAGUUGAGGUUAAGGAGUACGUGUGUUAUUUUUAAUGUCAGGAUUUACUGCAUUUUGUAUGUGAGAAAAAUAGAUGGUGGUUUAUGAUUACAUCAGGGGUGUUUUCUUGACCCUGUGUUUUCCCUGCCACUUGUUGAGAGUAGCAGUAGUGGUUGGUGCGUGGUAUAUCCUUGACAAACUAUUAGUGGGUAUGUUAAACAAUUUUACUUACCAUAAUGUACCUGGAGAUCAGUGGAACUAUGUGCUUAAUUGUCAUUCAGAAAAUAAUUUUAACUUGGGUUGUCUACAUUACUGUUUUCUGUUUAUUCUGCAGAUUUGUCUUCCAUAUUCUGUAUGUCUAAGCCUGUUUCCACUCUUGCUAGUUACCAUAGUUGGUUGAUAAAUAUUUCCAUAAUGGAAAGAUCUAACUCAGUGACUAGAUUCAGGUGAUGGUUUGAGUCCUUACUUUACAAAAAUAUUAAUAUUCUGUGUAAUAGACAUCAUUCAUUUAGUAAAAAAUGCAAGCUGAUAGCCUAGGAAUCAUUAAAUUAAUAUUGUAGGAAACACUAAAUAAUUAUCUGCUCUAUUAAUUGGAUUUGAAACUUUGUGUGGUGUUUAAUUUUCUUUAAGCACUUUUUGAGUCUUUGAAAAUUGGUUAUAAUUAUUCAGACAUUUGAUGGUACCCCUUUUAUCAUAUUUAUUAGUGAUAAAAGAGUUGAGGGACAAAGAUUUAGUGUGAAUUUUUUUAGGACAUCUUGAGCUUACAAAUAAUUGCUGUCACAUUUUUCUUGCAUGCUGUACUUGUGUGCAUUUUCUUGCUGCAUACUAUACACACUUCAAAAAGAAAAGGACUAGUAGUUGUUGAUCAUUUAUUUUGUAUUAGACAUUGAACUGUGGCACUUAAGUAGAUCACCAAACUGUUGAGAUAGGGAGCUGUGUUUUAUGUGGUUUCAGGUAACACAUUUACAUUCCCUAGCAUAGGAAGUAACACCAAAAUAUAACUGUAAGGAGAGUGAAGACUAGUUUAGGUAAAGGAAAAUAGUCCAGUGAAGUGAGAAUGAGAUGCAGUAAUAUUUCUUUAAUUAUAUGUAUUUAAUUUAAUUUUUAAGUAAACCUCUUGCCAGUUAGUUUUUUGUUUUUAACCAGCUGUCUCCCACCAAGGUAGGGUGACCUAACAAAUAAGAAAAUACUUUCAGUGUCACUCUCAAUCAGUCUUGCCAGAAGCAUGCUGAUAUUACAGUUCAAAUACCCAUCCAAACUGCAACAUCCUUACUCCUCCUCUAGAGUGCAGGAGUUAAGUUUCCCUGAAUCCCUUCAUAAAUGUUACCUCGUACACACUCCAACAUUGUAAAAGCCACUUGUCUCUGCUCCUGUCUAACAUGCUUGCACAAGCCUGUUAGAUAUCCAUGCCCUUAGUAUUCAAAAAUCUUCCCUCCCUCCAACCCUUCCUAAGAUGACCCUUACCCCUCCUUCCCUCCACCACAGAUUUAUAUAACCCUCCUAGCCAUCAUCCUAUUAUUGCAAAAGAAACCCAUUUUUUUUUUAUUUUCUUCUCAUUUAUUUUAGAUUAGACAUUUUUUCUAGUUUGUAUAGAAAGUUAACUGCAUCUUUUCCACUUUAUUGAUAAUCAAAUCAAUGUGCAAAAUUUAAGUAAUGUUUAAAGUAUUACUGGUGGAUCUUUUAAACUUAUAAGCAUGAAAAGAUUGCUAACAGAUUAAAAUGUUUGGUUCUGCCUUUAUCAUGUAACCUCUUGUUUAUGAAGACCACACUUAAAAAGCCUAGAUUACUGUACCUGUUAACCAUUGUUCUGUUCAAGGCUGCUGGGGAAGAAUGUAUUAACUCGCCUGUUAACCAUGGCUCUCUCAGGCCAGAAGAACCUCUUAACUAUGGCUCUCUCAGGCCAGAAGAACCUCUUAACUAUGGCUCUCUCAGGCCAGAAGAACCUCUUAACUAUGGCUCUCUCAGGCCAGAAGAACCUCUUAACUAUGGCUCUCUCAGGCCAGAAGAACCUCUUAACUAUGGCUCUCUCAGGCCAGAAGAACC
Molecule: messenger RNA, 4679 nt
Organism: Cherax quadricarinatus
Lineage: Eukaryota; Metazoa; Arthropoda; Malacostraca; Decapoda; Parastacidae
Gene: lin
Product: protein lines homolog
Source: RefSeq, a predicted model, not a curated record